AUGGAGGCCUGCUCUGGCAGGUAUCCCGGGGAAGCCGCCACCCAGGUGAAUUAUUUCCUCUCGGACGUGAAGAAGAUCGAGCCGAACAAGGUGAUCACGUGGGCCAACUUCAAGGAUGGCAACACCUUCACACGGCAGAGGCUGACGACAGUCAACGGCAAAGCCUGGGUCCAGACGAACAACUUGGAAGUCCCGCUGGCCGGACCCGACACGGAAACCACCGAGACGAACGAUUUGCGGCACGAGUUGGCGGGGACCGUGUCCAUGCGAAGGGGGGGCGGCACGUUCGACUUCAACGUGGCGCCCGUGGAGAAUGCGGCUUGGUUGGACAAAGAUAAUGUCGUUAUCGGCAGAGUUUUAGAGGGCAUGGAUCAGAUCAACGCCAUCAACAAGGUUCAGCUGUUGCCGGACGGCAGGCCGCAGAAGAGCAUUCGGUGUUUCAGCUCCAUACUGAGCAUCCUAAACGAGACCACAGGGCAGUUCGACGCACUGAAGCGCCUGGAGGGUGUCACCGACUUCUUCGCGUAG
This is a messenger RNA of Prorocentrum cordatum, 528 nucleotides long. The record is from the annotation of a GenBank genome assembly. Lineage: Eukaryota; Dinophyceae; Prorocentrales; Prorocentraceae.